Molecule: messenger RNA, 2727 nt
Organism: Daldinia childiae
Lineage: Eukaryota; Fungi; Ascomycota; Sordariomycetes; Xylariales; Hypoxylaceae
Product: 26S proteasome regulatory subunit rpn-1
Exons: 4
Coding region: 1-2727 (908 amino acids)
Biological process (GO): proteasome-mediated ubiquitin-dependent protein catabolic process; regulation of protein catabolic process
Cellular component (GO): proteasome regulatory particle, base subcomplex; nucleus; proteasome complex
Molecular function (GO): enzyme regulator activity
Source: RefSeq, a predicted model, not a curated record
AUGGCGCCGAGCAGUAACCAGCCCACGUCGGCCGACAAGGGAAAAGGCAAGGCUGUCGAAAGCCAACCUGGCGAUAACAAGAAGGCCAAAGAUGCUCAGUCUUCAGCUACUGGCAAGAAGGAUGAGGACAAGGUCGAUUCUACGGAGGACUUGAGCGAGGAAGAUCAGCAGCUCAAGAGUGAGCUUGAUAUGCUGGUAGAGCGAUUAACGGAGUCCGAUGCAUCCCUCUACAAGCCGUCCUUGGAGGCCAUGAAGACUUCUAUUAAGACUUCGACAUCCUCGAUGACAGCAGUACCAAAGCCAUUGAAGUUUCUAAGGCCACACUACGAAACCAUGACAAAACUUUAUGACGAGUGGCCAGAGGGAGAAGACAAAUCAUCUCUAGCAGACGUCCUGUCGGUCAUAGGCAUGACCUUCUCGGACGAGGAUCGCCAAGACACCCUAAAGUACCGCUUAUUAUCACCAACACAAGACAUAGGGUCGUGGGGCCACGAAUACGUCCGUCACCUAGCCUUGGAGAUUGGUGAGGUCUACGGAAAACGAGUCACCGCGGAAGAGUCUGUCAAGGACUUGGUAGAUCUUGCAUUGAUUCUCGUGCCGUUGUUCUUGAAGAGCAACGCCGAGGCCGAUGCUGUUGAUCUCAUGAGUGAACUCGAGAUUAUCGAAGACCUCCCCAAAUUUGUCGACGAGAACACCUAUUCUCGUGUCUGUCUAUACCUUAUAAGUAUGGUGAACCUCCUGACAUACCCAGAGAAUGAGCAGUUCCUUCGGACUGCAUUUAUCAUCUACAGCGCCUACAAGGAAUACACUCAAGCUAUGGUGAUUGCUAUCCGGCUCAAUGACCUGGAUCUUAUUAAUAGUGUUUCCAAUUCGACCAAAGAUCCCUCGUUAAAAAAGCAGAUGUCUUUCUUGAUUGGUCGCCAGAAGAGCUGGGUAAAUGUCAUGAGAGACAUAGAUUCUAAGAAAGACGCGAUGGAGAUGGAGGAGGCUGUUAGCAACGUCAAGUUGGCGGAGUACUUCAAGACUCUAGGUAAAGAGCUGAACAUUCUGGAGCCCAAGACCACUGAAGAUAUUUACAAGAGCCAUCUGGAAAGUAGCCGAGUUGCUGGUAUGACAAACUUGGACUCUGCACGGCACAACCUUGCCGCCGCUUUUGUCAAUGCUUUUGUCAAUGCCGGCUACGGCAACGACAAGAUGAUGCUCGUUGAUCAGGAUAAGGAGUCGUGGGUAUGGAAGACUAAAGAUGAGGGUAUGGUCUCUACCGUCGCAUCCCUCGGAACACUUCUCAUGUGGGACGUCGAGACAGGUCUGGACAAGAUAGAUAAGUUCACUUAUUCGUCUGAACCAUUGAUAGUUGCAGGUUCGAUGUUAGCUAUCGGCAUCAUGACCUCGGGCGUGCGUAUAGAUAGCGAACCCGGUCUGGCGCUGCUAGGCGACCCGGAAAAGCUCGAGAAUAAGCACCGACUUAUCCGAAUAACGGCCAUUAUGGGUCUUGGACUUUCCUACGCUGGAUCUCAUAAGGAAGAGGUGUUGGAACAUCUGAUUCCCAUUAUUAGCAAUCCCGACAACGACAUGCAGAUCGUGGCCAUGGCUGCUCUGUCUUGUGGUCUUAUCUGCGUCGGUUCCGCUAACCCUCUGGCGAUCGAGGAAAUAAUGGGUGUCUUGUUGGACGAUGAGCGCGGAAACGUUUUUUCGGACAAGUGGUUUAGAUUCCUAGCCCUUGGACUCGGGCUUCUCUUUUUCGGCCGUCAGGAGGAGGUCGAUGUUAUCUUAGAGACGCUAAAGGCAGUUUCCCAUCCCAUGGGUCGGCCAACAGCGAUCCUAUGUGAAGUCUGCGCCUGGGCUGGCACUGGAGCCGUACUGAAGAUUCAAGAACUGCUGCAUAUAUGUAACGAGCACUUUGAUGCCGAUUCCGGAGACAAGGGCUGUGAGGAAUUAUUGCAAAUGUACGCAGUCCUUGGAAUUGCGUUGGUAGCGAUGGGCGAGGAUGUCGGGCAAGAGAUGGUACUGCGACAAUUUGGACAUCUCAUGCAUUACGGCGAGGCCAACAUUCGGCGUGUCGUGCCGCUGGCUAUGGCUUUGAUUAGCCCUAGCAACCCACAAAUGAAGGUCUACGAUACACUAUCUCGGUAUAGUCACGAUAACGACAACGAUGUCGCGAUAAACGCAAUCUUCGCAAUGGGAUUACUCGGUGCUGGCACGAACAACGCAAGGUUGGCCCAACUUCUACGACAAUUGGCCAGCUACUACCACCGGGAUCAAGAAACCCUCUUUAUAGUCCGUAUCGCACAGGGUCUUUUGCACAUGGGCAAAGGCACCAUGACGCUUAACCCCUUCCACACGGAUCGGCAAAUUCUUUCGAGAGUAGCGACAUCCGGUCUGCUGGCUACUCUUGUCGCUAUGAUUGAUGCCAAGCAAUUUAUCACAUCUAACUCCCACUACCUCCUUUAUUACCUUAUCACGGCUAUGCAUCCUCGUUUCCUCGUCACUCUAGAUGAAGAUCUUAAGCCUUUGACAGUCAACGUCCGUGUUGGUCAAGCCGUCGAUGUUGUCGGCCAGGCAGGCCGACCCAAAACGAUCACUGGAUGGCAAACGCAGAGCACGCCCGUGCUUUUGGCGUACGGGGAGCGAGCAGAAUUAGAGGACGAGCAGUAUAUUAGUCUCAGCAGUACACUAGAAGGCCUUGUCAUCCUUCGCAAGAAUCCCGACUGGGAGGAUGGAAAGUAG